CACCGGUUUUGACACCGGAACAUAAGACUCACUCAAAAUGUAAACUAUCUGACUCUCCAGAAGAUAGCAGCAGUCAUUGAGCAUGCGAGCAAUCACACAAAGCAGAGGAAGCGCUCACCUGUGAGGUGCAUUUGCGUUUACCUGUCACCACUCCCUAAACUUACAGAGAUUUACGACAUUCUGACAGCCACAUCAAAAGACUUGUGCGGCUUUGUUACAAUGUUCAAUUACUUCAGUCUUCUGCUGCUGCUGCUAUUUUGUUUUGUCUAUCAUAGUGAAAUCUUCCCUGCAGGAAACCCCCCAAUAUCUGUGAGAGGACAAAGGGGAGGCAGCAUCACACUGCCAUGUGAAUUUAAGGCCUGUGAGAUUUCUGAUAUUAGUUUAAACAGUCUGUCAGAAAACAUCCCUGUUUGUCAGACUGAAGAAUGUAGUGAACGAGUAUUAAAACUGGGAAACUGUGACAUCUUCAUCAAGGAUCUGAGCUUCAGUGAUGCUGGGACGUAUAUUUUGCAUGUCUAUUACCAUAAUGAACAAGCAGAGCUGGAGCGACAAACCAGGACCUACCAACUUCAUAUUCAUGAUGAGAUUUCUGUAGAAAUAGGCAAGCAGCUGAAGUUGGAUAUACUUUUGCCAAAUGCUGAUAAAGUGGAGCAUCAGACCGAAAGAAGCACAGGGUGGAUGGCAGUCUGGAGCAGAAGCAAUGCUGUCUGGAGCGAUCGACUGACCAACAGAGAUGGGAAUUUGAUCAUUACCAAGUUUGCAGCUAGUGACGCAGGAACAUAUAUAGUUCUGGACUCUGAAGGAGAACUCUUGAUCACACUGACUGUCAAAGCAUCUGGCUCAGACAGAAAACACAAAGCUCCCCGUCUCCCUGAUCCAGGACUUUGGAGUUUGUCAAUGAAACUAACUGUAUUUUUUGUGAUUUGGGGGAUUUUGGUGAUCCUAUUAUUUCCUAUUAUGUAUUUGGCUGCUAGAUUUUUUGAACCAAUAUCUGCAGCAUUUGGGUAUCUAAAUUAAGCAAUGUAAUUAAUUUCAAGAUUAUUAUAGUUUAUUUACACAAAACACAUUUUUUUUUUUAACUCCUGUAGACUAGCCUAUAGAUAUAUAUGCAGUUCAUUCAGUUUAACUUAAUUUCCCAGAGAUGCUGCUAUAACAAACUUAACCUGUAAAGACUGUCUCUAUUUUUUGUUUCCUGACAUUUUGUUGUAUUUACGUUUGAUUCAUUGUGCAUUUUUUUACGUCAUACUCCAAGGUUAAGUACCAUACACCCUGUUUCUUCUUAGUAAAGUUUGUAUAUGUGCAUUUUAGACAUGACUAUAAAACACAUCAUGUAAGGUUCAACUCUUUUUAGCAUAAUUUGAUGAAACUGAUGAGACUGUGCUUCAUCAAGAUUCUGCUGGUCGAAAUAUAGUUCCUAUAAACAUAAGAAAAAGUGAAAGAGCAUGUGUAAAAUAUGCUUACAAACGUGUAUUUGAUAUGCUUCUACUUUAAAUUAUUUAAUUAUUUAUUUUUUCAUUAUUCAGAUUAAGGGAAACCAUAAGACCGAAACUUCUGUGAUUUGAUUUGAGUAAUUGUAUGUUUUGUCUUUAUUUAUUUGUGUAUCUUUGUAUCGUUUUAUGGAUGCUUAGCAACCACUCUGUUACAUCUUUACUUACAAACUAAGAUCCUCUUUGUAAAGCUGAAUUCAGAAAACAGAACACAAUCUGUGCUGAAAUGUACUGCUCAAACUGUUGAGAGUAAAAUUAUUAUGGACAUUAGUCUUCUAUAUUACCUCGCUGUAAAUGUAAAGUUUCUGAUCAUUAAAUAUAUGCAAAUCUGGGUUGUCAUGUGUUAAUAUAUCCUGGCUUAUGAUGUCAGUGAUUGUUUUUGCAGCUUAA
Messenger RNA from Labeo rohita (rohu), 1877 nucleotides. RefSeq lists its product as uncharacterized. NCBI's taxonomy places the organism in Eukaryota, Metazoa, Chordata, Actinopteri, Cypriniformes, Cyprinidae. The transcript has 6 exons. Bases 220 to 1017 code for a protein of 265 amino acids. The record is from RefSeq and is a predicted model, not a curated record.